Molecule: messenger RNA, 3990 nt
Organism: Condylostylus longicornis
Lineage: Eukaryota; Metazoa; Arthropoda; Insecta; Diptera; Dolichopodidae
Exons: 18
Coding region: 286-3981 (1231 amino acids)
Biological process (GO): sodium ion transport; transmembrane transport
Cellular component (GO): membrane
Molecular function (GO): symporter activity
Source: RefSeq, a predicted model, not a curated record
UGUCGAAUUCGCAUGAUCGUUCGAAAAAAAGAAAAUUGAGAAAAAAAUCAAAGUUACAAUAAAAUUUUAAAACAUAACAUUUUAUAUCGAAAAAAUAUCAAAAUAAACAAAAAUAAACAAAAGCUAUUGUAUGUGCUUGCUUUUUAAAUACCUGUUCGAGGCUCUUUAUUAAAUUGAAAUUGCACUUCAUAAAAAUUGCAAAAACUUUCUAAAAUUUUUAUACAAAAAUUUAAAAUAAAAAUUGUAUGAAUAAAUAUAUAAAGUGGAUGUCAAAUAAAAUAGGAAAUGAGCAAUGAAAUAGUAACAACAACAAUAUCACCCGAAAUAGCAACAUCCAUUCAAGAUGAUGUUGUUCAAUCAACCUUUGCAACAACAAUAGCAACAAAAAUAAUAGAAAUGAUAACAACAGAAGCAUCAUUAUUUGAGAUUGUUAUAAACAAUGAAACAAUCAAUACGAAUACGACACAUGCUACUUUUGAUUAUUCAAAAUUUUUACUAACUUAUAUUGAUUAUGGUGUUAUCAUUUUUAUGUUAUUAUGCUCUACAGCAAUUGGUAUUUACUUUGGCUUUUUCAAAAAAAGUGAAAAUACAACGGAUGAAUAUUUAAUGGGUAGCAAAAAUAUGAAAACGUGGCCAAUCGCUAUAUCAUUAAUUGCAAGCCAAUUAUCGGCUAAUUCAAUAAUAACAAUGCCUUCAGAAAUAUAUUCAUAUGGUUUACAUUUUUUAUGGUGUAUCUUAGCAAUAUUUCCCGUUCUACCAAUAUACCUAUAUAUAAUUAUACCUGUAUUUUAUAAUAAUAACAUUACAAAUUGUUACGAAUAUUUAGAAAUGAGGUUCGAUAAAAAAACACGAGGUUUACUCACAUUUGCAUUUCUAUUUAAAAUUUAUUUAAUGAUACCAGUUUAUAUAUUUGUACCAUCAUUAUCAUUUUCGCAAGUUACUGGAUUGAACUUACAUCUUAUAAAUGUUGUGAUAUGCUCCAUAUGCGUGUUUUACACAAUGAUUGGUGGAAUAAAAGCAGUAGUUUGGACUGAUGUUGUGCAGGCGUUCAUUAUGUUUGGUUCGGUUAUAGUGGUAGCACUUUUAGCUAUGCUUAAAUUAGGAUCUUUAGGAGAGUUAUUUGAAAGGGCGAAUUCCGGCGGAAGGCUAUAUAUGACGAACCUCAGCUUCGAUUUAACGGAGAGGACAACAUUUUGGAAUUGUUUUUUGGGUAGUAUAAUAGGGUGGAUGAGCUACGUUGGAUUAAAUCAGAGUUGUGUUCAAAGAAUUGUUGCUUUACCGUCAAUUGAUCACGCAAAAAGAUCUUUAACGAUCUUUACAUUCGGCUGCUUUCUUACAUUAUCUUUGAGUUGUUUGACAGGAGUUAUUAUGUACGCUUGGUACUACGAAUGUGACCCAGUAAAGGCAGGCGUGGUGGAAAAAUCUGAUAAACUAAUGCCCUUUUUUGUACAAGACAUUAUAGGCAAAGUAAAUGGUAUGCCUGGGUUAUUUAUAUCGUGUGUCUUCAGUGCCGCUCUAAGCACAAUGUCAGCUUGCUUAAAUACAUUAGCUGGUGUUAUAUAUUUUGAUUUAAUUCGCCCGCAUAUUAAACAUACAGAAUCAAAAGCCAAUUUUAUAAUGAAAAUUAUUGUUAUUUUAAAUGGUGUGUAUUGUGUUCUUGCCGGAUUUAUAGUAGAACAAUUUGAUUCAUUGUUGCAAAUUGUAUUUACAAUAAUUGGCGUUACACAAGGCUGUGUGGGUGGUGUAUUUUUAAUCGGAAUGUUGUUACCGAAAGUGAACGCUAGAGCAAUUUUUAUAGCUGCACUAACAAGUUUUGCAGCCGUUUUUACAUUAGCUGUAGGAUCAACAAUACAAAUGAAGUCAAGAUUAUGGAAAUAUCAGCCACUCGACACAAGUGUGCAAAAUUGUGAAAAAUUAUUAAAUACGACACUUGUUAUAUCUGCAAAAAAAUUUGAUGAAGACCUGUAUUCACAUACUGAAGAAUUUUCAAUAUUCAAAAUAUCUUUUUAUUGGUAUACAGUUAUAGGUGCUCUAAUCGUAUUAGUAAUAUCUGUACCGUUGUCCAUUUGUUUUAGACCAGCAAAAGAAAAGGAAUUAGAUAUAAAUUUGUUUCCACCAAUUAUUCAUAGUCUUAUUAAAGAUAAUAAAAUAGAGAAAAGUAUUGAAAUAACAAAAAUGAAAAGUAUCUUGAAUUUUGAAAAUAAAAGUAAAAUGGCAGCUACUAAUGAAAGUGUUUCAGAAAAUGUUGAAGAAAUUUCAAAAUUUGUAUUUAAUAUAGUGGAUUACACUCUGUUUUUAAUAAUGUUAUGUAUAUCAGCUGGUAUUGGUAUUUAUUUUGGUUUUUUCGAAAAGCAUGCCGAUACUACCGAUGAAUAUUUAAUGGGUAGUAAAAAAAUGAAAACUAUACCGAUAGCGAUUUCAUUAAUUGCAAGUCAAUUAUCUGCUCUUUCCAUUAUGACAAUACCAGUUGAAAUUUUUUCAUUUGGAUUACAUUACUUUUGGAGCCCUUGUGCAAUUUUAAUAAUAAUUCCAGCUUUAAGUUACGUUAUUGUACCAGUAUUUUAUAACAAUAACAUUUCAAAUUGCUAUGAGUAUUUAGAGAUGAGAUUUAAUUCAAAAAUUAGGAAAAUUGUAACACUGUCGUUUAUCAUUAAAGUAUACUUUCUACUACCUGUUUACAUUUUUAUACCAUCAUUAGCAUUUUCGCAAGUGACUGGAUUCAAUAUUCACUUAAUAAAUAUAGUUGUGUGCUCUGUUUGCAUUUUUUAUACGAUGGUGGGUGGUAUUAAAGCUGUUGUAUGGACAGAUGUUGUGCAAGCACUCGUAAUGCUUGGUUCUGUUGUUUUAGUUACAGCAUUAACGAUAAUUAAGAUUGGAGGUUUUGAAGAAGUUUUUUUCAGAGCUAGCUAUGGGGGACGGCUUUACAUGACUAACUUUUCAUUUGAUUUAACAACGAGAGCAACAUUCUGGAAUUGUUUUGUAGGGUCGCUCUCUUCAUGGAUGAGUUAUGUUGGUGUCCACCAAAGCUGCGUACAACGUAUUGUUUCAUUACCAUCUUUGAGUCAUGCAAGAAAUUCUUUGAUACUAUUUGGCGUAGGUUGUUUCUCAUUUUUAGGUCUUAAUGUUCUUACUGGUAUCGUUAUGUACGCCAGAUAUCACCUAUGUGACCCAAUUAAAGCUGGCUUUGUUGAUAAAGCUGAUAAAUUAGUUCCAUUUUUUGUUCAAGAUGUUAUUGGUCAUUUUACUGGUAUGCCCGGACUGUUUAUAUCAGCUGUAUUCUGUGCUGCAUUAAGUACAAUGUCUGCAAAUUUAAACACUUUAGCUGGAUUAGUUUAUUUUGAUUAUAUAAAACCCAAAAUUAAUCAUACCGAGAGUCGAGCUAAUCUUAUAAUGAAAACAAUUGUUGUUUUUAAUGGAAUAUAUUGUAUCUUAGGCGGUUUUAUUGUUCAAAAAUUCAAUUCGAUUUUUCAAGUUGUACUGACUAUUAGUGGUGUAACCCAAGGUGCUGUUGUUGGUAUUUUUUUACUUGGAAUGCUCUAUCCUAAAGCACAUUCAAAGGCUGCUCUUGUUGGUGUUAUUUUAAGUAUGGUAUUUGUUGCCACGAUAGCUGUUGGAACUCAAGCUCAGUUGAAAGCUGGUCUUUUUAAUUAUGAAGUUUUACCAACUAGUAUCGAAAGAUGUGAAGAAUUCAACUCAACUUUAAAACUAAAUUAUGUAUCACCGGUAAAAUUUCAAAACGAAUUAAAUCCAGAGGGCGACGUUUUCAGUAUUUUCAAAGUAUCUUUUUAUUGGUACAAUUGUAUGGGCAGCGUAUUAGUAUGGUUAUUUAGUGUACCUUUAAGUCAUUUAAUACCUAAUAAUGAAAGUAAAAAAUUAGAUCGUAGUUUACUAUCACCUGUCAUUAAGAGAUUUAUUCCUAAAAAUAAUUACAAAAGCAAUGUGGUUGCAAAAGUAAUAGAAGAAAUCCCAUUAAGGCAAUAAGUAUUUGAA